Pygocentrus nattereri (red-bellied piranha) is the source of this 8549-nucleotide messenger RNA. RefSeq names its product fibrinogen-like 2b (gene fgl2b). Bases 57 to 6551 code for a protein of 2164 amino acids. The transcript is spliced from 2 exons. NCBI's taxonomy places the organism in Eukaryota, Metazoa, Chordata, Actinopteri, Characiformes, Serrasalmidae. The record is from RefSeq and is a predicted model, not a curated record.
UCUCCCUCUCACUCUACUCAGCAGAUGCAACACAUCCACUUACUGAACAGAACAAAAUGUGGCUGGCUGUGCUGUUUGUUUGGGGUAGCCUUCUGCCUCUUGCAGCAUCUGAGGGCUGCCCAGAGACAUCUGAGGACGCUUCUUCAAUGGUGAGGCUGAAACCCCUGGGGCACUGCAGAGAUGGAGAAAACACAUGCCCCUAUCGCAUCACACUCCCUCCACUCACCAUCCACUUGCCCAAGCCCUUUAGGGAGCUGGAGAAGAUGGCCAGAGAACUGCAAAGUCUGACGCAGAUGGUGAACCAACUGAAAGCAGACUGUCAGGUGUGUAAGGAGAGGCAACGAAUGGAGUGGAGUCUACGAAUGACUGAUGGUGGAGAGGAUAGAGAACGGAUUCAAGCAUCUCGGGGUUCUGUCAACACCAAAGAGAGACAGCAGGAUUUAUCCAAGAGGAUGAACUUGCACCAAGGCAGCACUCAAAAAACUGAAGAGGAAGGCACAAUGCUCAUCAGCAGUGGGACAAAGCAUGUGAAUACAACAGGCAUGGAAAAACAAUGGUGGAACACCAAUCGGGAGAGAAACCUUAAUCCAAGCAGUACCAGAUACAGGGAUGAGACCAGUGGAGGGCAAAAAGGAUCCAGCUCCACACACAUGGAGAGGAAAACAGACAGCAUGAGUAAGGUGAGAGAACUGCAUUCACUUACAGCUGGAGAAAGGGGGAAGGAGCUGGACUCUCCAAGGGCUGAACUGAUAGAAUCAUCUUUGUCUGGAAAUCAAAAUGUAAAACAACCUUUGCAAGUUUCUAGGGGCACUGUAAACACCAGAGAGGACCUUCCCAAGAGAGAGAAGGUAGUCCAAGGUACCGCUAAGAAAACUGAACUAGACACAAUACUCAGCAGCAGUGGGACAAAGAAGGUAAAUCCAACAGGCACUGAAAAGCAAAGGUGGAACACCAGUCAAGUGAGGAACCUCAACCCAAACAGCACCCGACACAGGGAUGAGACCAGUGGAAGGCCAAAAGGAUCAAGUCUUGCACGUAUGGAGAGUAGAACAGAGAGCAUGAGUAAGGUUUCAACUAGAGAAAAUGGGGGGGGACUGCAAUCUAAAUUGAUAGAAUCAUCUCUGGGAAACCAAGACGAUGAACAACCUACACAAGCUCCUAGUGGCACUGUCAACACCAGAGAGAAACAGCAGGACACACCCAAAAGAUUGAUGGAGGUCCAAGGUACUGUUCAAGAAACUGAAGAGCAAGCUACAAUGCUCAUCAGAAGUGAGACAAAGCAAGUGAGUCCAACAGACAUGGAAAAACUAAGGUGGAGCACCAUUCAGGAGAGGAACCCUAACCAAAGUGGUACUGAACGCAAGAAGGUGACAAGUGGAGGGCUGAAAGGAUCCAAUCCUGCACCCAUGGAGAGGAGAACAGAGAGCAUGAGUAAGGUGAAAGAACCACUCUCAUUUUCAACUGAAGAAAAUGGGAAGGAAUUUCAAUCUCCAAGAACUAAACUGACUGAAUCUUUGCUGCAAAGCCAAGAUGAGGAACAACCUACACAAGCUCCUAGUGGCACUGUCAGCACCAGAGAAAGACAGCAGGACAGAAUGACGGUGGUCCAAAGUACUGUUCAUGAAAUUGAAGAGGAAGACACAAUGCUCAUCGGAAGUGAGACAAAGCAAGAGAGUCCAACAGACAUGGAAAAACAAACAUGGAGCACCACUGGAGAAGGAAACCUGAAUCCAAGUAGUACUGGACAUAGUGAAGAGGCUAGUGAAGGGCUAAAAGCAUCUACCCCUGCACACAUGGAAAGAGCAACAGAGAGCAGUAAGGUGACUGAACCAGAGUCGUUGUCGACUGUAAAAAGGGGCAAGGAACUUCAUUCUCCAAGGGUUAAACAGAUUGAGUCAUUUUUGCCAAGAAACGAACAUGAGGAACAACCUACACAAGCUUCUAGUGGUACUGUCAACACUAGAGAGACACAGCAGGAUGUAAGCAAGAGACUGAAGGUGUAUCAGGGUACCACUCAAAAAACUGAAGAAGAUGACACGACACACAUCAAUAGUGGCCCAAAGGAGGUGAAUCCAGCAGACACCGAAAAGCAAAGGUGGAGCACCAGUCAAGAUAGGAAAUUUAACAUAAGCAGCACUAGACACAGGGAUGAGUCCAGUGGAAGGCCAAAAGAAUCUAAUCCAGCUCACAUGGAAAAUAAAACAGAGAGCAUAAGUGAGGAAAGAGAAGCGCACUCAUUCACAGCUGAAGAAAGGGGGAAAGAGCUGCAGUCUCCAAGGGCUAAACAGACUAAUUCAUUUGUAUCAGAAAACCAAGAUGAGGACCAACCUAUACAAGUUUCUAGCAGCACUGUUAAUACCAGAGGGAGACAGCAGGACAUACCCAAGAGGGUAAAAGUGUUCCAAAGAAAAACUGAAGAAGACACAAUGCUCAUCAGCAGUGGCACAAAGGAUGUGAAUCCAACAGACAUUGAAAAGCAAAGGUCUAACAACAGUCAGGUGAGGGACCUCAACCUAAACAGUACCCAAAAUAGGGAUGAGAACAGUGGGGGACCAAAAGAAUCAAAUCCUGUGCACAUGGAACGGAGAACAGAGGCCCUGGGCAAGGCAAGAGAAUCGCACUCUCUUACUGCUGAAGAAAAGCAAAUUGAGCUGCACUCUCCAAUGGCUAAACAAAUUGAAUCAUCCUUGCCUGGAAAUCAAGAUGAACAGUCUAAUCAAGAAAGAUAUGAAAAACCUAGACAGACCAGCACUGGCAAUGCAGGAACAGGAAUGAGCCCCAGUGGAACCCUGACUGCACAAGGCAAGAUAAAGAACAAUCCUGAAAUCAGUGGAGUUACAAUGGUUUCAGUGGACACUGCUGAAACAAAGCAACUGAACCCACCAAACAAAGACAGUCUGAUCAAGAGAUUUUUUGGACAUCCUCGACAGACAGACACAGACAUAAAAGAAAUCAAGCUGAAUUCAAACCCAGAGGACAGAUUUGAAAACACUGGUACUAUAACAAAAAGGAUUUCACAUGUUGGAGACAGAAAAGUAAAAAAUGUUUCUAGAGGAAGUGGAUUUACCCCAAUCAGGACGAGGACAAUUGAGAGAAGACCACAUAAAGCUGACAGUAAGGAGGGGACUACACCAGACAGUAGGUGGAUUACACCAGAUCCUUACAGGGAGGAUCAAGAUGCAAGUUUAUUAGACAUAAUCAAAGACACCCCCAAAACAAUAGACAGCAAGAAGGUAUUUGAAGACAGACAACCAGAAACUGGCACUAAGGCUCAAAACAAUAGAGUUAAGCUAAAUGUGACUGAUGUGACCAAGACAGUCUUAGAUCAGCAGGGUGAGGAGAAGGAGGAAGUAAGUGAUAUUGGAGUAAAAGAAUCAAGACCUUUUAUUCUUGAUAAAACUGGUGAUUCUACUGUGACUAAAGAAAGUCAUGCCAACAUAAUCCUGUCUCAAAUGUCUGAAAACAAAGAUAAGAGGGAAAGGGGCAAUCAAGUAAGCCAGACUGAGCCAAAGCCAUUUAACCAAAGUAAGGAUUCAGACAGUGAAACUGAAUUGGAUGCAAACCCAGUUAACACACUUGAGACAGUCAGUGAAUCAGGGAAAUUAAGGUCAUCCAUCUCAGACACUGGUGAUGCCACACUUGAUGUAAGAGUUUCACAUCCAUGGACUCAGGACAGACACUCUGAAAAACCAUUCAACCCUAGAAGGAAGGCAGAAAAUGACACAAGAGUGGAUUCAAGCCCAGUCACUCCAGUUGGGAUAAUCAACAGACCAGGAAAGAUAAGAUCAUCUAUUUCAGAUAGGGCAGAUGCCACCACUGACCUAAGUAAUCCAAAUCUGCAAAUUCAGGAUGGAAGCUCUGAAAAAACAGUUAACCCUAGCACACAAAAAGUGACUGACACUAGAAUGGAUUCGGCCCCAGCUAACACAGUUGAGACCGUCACUGGAUUAGAGAAGUCAAGUUCAGCUUUACCAGUCAAAGCUGAUGCCCCAGUUGAUGUAAGUGGUACAACUCCACAACAUCUGCACAAAAAUGAUGACCUCUCCAAAGAUCAGCUAAAGCCACACCUUAACACCACAAAGCCAAGCAGUGAAGGAAUCAAAGCAAAGACUAAAACCAAAGAUAUGCUAAGCAACAACAAAACUACAUCUUUGAGGACUGGUCCUGUGAAGCAAACUGCUACAGCAACAGAAGAUAAAAGCCCAGUGAGUCUAAGCAGGCCAAGAACGCAUGCUGUGGGUUCAAAGGUGAGGAGUAGGCCCAGUGGACUGAUGUCUAUGAGUCAAGUUGUAGACCCUCAUCCUGUGGACAGCACAAAGGUGAAAGAAGGGGUAAGAGAACUCAAUGAGACUAAUCUGAGGCUGGUGAAAAACAUCACAACAACUCGCACUAGAGCGAUUUUAGCUAAGAACCCUACACAGAGAAGGCCGCAUAUUUUGCAAAGAAUGCCAGGGAACGAAAGUAUGGAGACACCAAUGAAAGCAUACAGCUCUGGACAGGUAAAAAACACCAGUGGAUUGACAGAGCAUAUGGUGGACCCUAGGAGGAGGCAUGUUCAUUCCAAAACUAGACCCCCUUCGUCCAACUCCAAAAAAGAGUUCAAGAGUUCAGUCGUCACUCAAUCAGUCAGUCCCACUGUGGCAACAUAUACUACUGUGGACCAUGCCAGCACAGAAAAAUCCCAAACUGCUCCCACAGUGGAGGCGUUAAACUCACCGGAUAAUCACCAAAUCCAAACCACCUCUCAGAAUACCAAGACAAAACUCUUCCAUGUGGCGGAACCUGAAAAUCCCGAAGGGAAGAGAGAGCUGGAUCCAAUUACAGACAGUGUAAGGGAGCACAGUGCAGAGACAGUUAUGAAUCAAAACAUUGUAAGCCAUGAUGGUAAUGACAAUAUGAGUGGUCCACAUUCGCAUCAAGCUGUUGUGGAGAAGACUAGAAGCACUGACAGGGGAACAAACCCAUUCAGAGCCAUUAGUGGGGACUCCAAACAAGAAAACAAUAAGAAAUUUCUCAGAGCAGGAAGUGUACACAGUUCCAGGGGGAAGAUCCUGCCAACAGCGGAGGAGAUGAGUACUGAAAGGAAUGAGUUAAACUAUCCAACUUCUACAGCCACCAAAUACACCAUAAAAACAUCGAUUAAGGAUCAACAAAGCCAAAUGACUCAGCCCACCACUCCUGUUGUUACAACACCACAUUUUAUGCGCCAGGAUCACAUAGAGAAGGCCAAAACCACUUCUAUAGUGAACGUGUCAGAUACACACAUUCAUCACAGACUAAGAUACUCCAGCCAGGAAGUGGAGUCCAAAAGGCUGAUAGGGACAAGAUCUGACAGUGACAGCAGAAACAAAAAACAGGAUCUCAUCUUGCAGAGUACAGGCAAAGUUCAAAGAGGGUUCAGUACAGUUACAGCAUCAUACCCCAAGUCUGCAGACAGUGCAAGGGACCCAAAAUCAGUGGUAAAGGACAGAGUCAAGAGUACUGCAGGGCCAAAGAGGUCGACCUCAUCCACGUACAGCACUCCACACACUUACCAUGAAAACAGAAAAAGUCCAGUGAUAACUGUUGCAUCAAUGGAGGGCAAUAAUGGAGAAAUUUACCCAGUUGCUGUGGACAGAGCUGUUGACAGUAAGAGCAUGACAGAGAGAAAGAGGGUUAACCUUCAAAAGACCAAAGCUGAAAAGACCAUCAAGCAAAAUAGUGCAAGGCUGCUCACUAACAACAUGGAAGACAAAGAUGACUUAGAGAACCAGCUGCUCAGCACCUGCCAUGGCCAGUGUGAUCCCAGUCCAACUCUUCAACCAGUUCUUGACAUCUGGAGACCAUCUGAAAAUGGCGGAGAAAAAACACCCCAGGACUGUUCUGAUCUCCUGAAGAAGAAGCUAAAGAAUGGUUUCUACAGUGUGACUCCAGCAGGAUCAAAGAACAUCACAUUCCAUGUCUUCUGUGACAUGGAGGCCUCUGGAGGCGGCUGGACUUUGAUUCAGAAUCGCUUUGAUGGUAGCAUCAGCUUCAACCGCUCCUGGGACAACUACAAGAGGGGUUUCGGGAACUUAUCAGGAGAGUUCUGGCUAGGCAAUGACAAGAUUCAUUGGCUGACGUCGGCCAAAGCCAUGGUUCUGCGGAUCGAGCUGGAGGACGUGGAUGGAGUAAAGGAAUACGCCCAGUAUAACCGCUUUCAUGUGGCCAAUGAAAGCCAACACUACAGGCUGACUAUAGGUGGAUAUUCAGGCACUGCGGGCAACGCUCUGCAGUUCAAUAAGAAUUUCAACCAUAACCAAAAGAACUUCACCACUCCAGACAGGGACAAUGACCGAUACCCCUCAGGAAACUGUGGGGCAUAUUACAGCUCUGGGUGGUGGUUUGACGCAUGCAUGGCUGCAAAUCUGAAUGGAAAGUAUUAUCAGACGAGAUAUAAAGGAGUGAGAAAUGGCAUCUUCUGGGGCACCUGGCAUAAUAUUUCCACAGAGUACUACCCAACCAAUGACAGACAAGCCUUUAAGACUGUGAGAAUGAUGGUGAGGCCCAGGAUGGCCACUGUGAGAGACUAAAGUUAUCUGAGAAAAAUAAUUGCAGGGACAGCUGGGGAGGGAAGUUGUACAUAGUGUACAUGUGCUUGAUGGCAUUCUGACAAAGUCAUUCCUUCUUCCUCUUUUCCUUUUUAUUGUGGACUAUUAAGCAGUAUGUUAUUGCUAAACCAUGAGGUCAGUAUUUAUAAAGGACGUCAUUGCUUGUAAGUGUUAACACACGUGAUUUAUGUCAAGCUAAGGAUUUGAUCCUUUUUCAUUUUAUGAUGUAGAGGAUUAGAUCAGAUGCAAGAUAAAUGUUUAUUAAGAUUACCUAUUAAGGGGAAUUCCACCACUUUCUCAAAAUUUCUUCAUAAUACAGAGUCAUACAAAGUGUUUUAUUGUAUGGUUUAUUGUAGAGAAACUUACUUCUUUAGAGUGGUGGUGAUAGCAACCAGAUGUCAUGUCUACAACACAAAUAUAGCCACUUUAUUUGCCAUUCAAAAUGACCAGUGAACUUACAUGUGUCAUCAGAGCUUGUAAUAUGUAAUAAUGAUGAUUGUAAAAUAGGAUAAUUCUGAUAAAUUGUCCUGUUUUUUUGAAGAAUAUUUUGCCUUACAACAGCCUGUAUUCACCUCUACACCAGGGGUGCUCAGUCCUGAUCCUGGAGAUCUACCACCAUGCAGAGUUAAGUGCCAACCCUAAUCUAUCACACCUAAUCCAUGUAAUGAAGACCUUCAGGGAUAUCUGAGUAUGUUGGAUCUGAGCUCUCCAGGGUGGUAGAUCUCCAGGGCUACGGUUGUUCUAUGUUCUAUGCCAUGAAUAAAAAAAUUAAUUUUAAGCCAAAAUCUUCUCUUAAAACUGUCAUAAAACAACGUCUCAGGCAUCAGGUAGCAUAUUCAUAACCAUUUAACGUAAAAUCUUUGUGUGAUGGAGCUUCUAGAGACAUUAAAUGUGUCAGACGUCUCGUUCCCAUCACCAUCACUAUGAACAAUUUUGACGAGUAAGCUUCUCUAGAACUGAGCAUUUCACAUCAGACCACUCUGAACGACUUUGCUUACAUCUUAUCUGUUUAAUUAUACAGAAAAAUCAGUGGAAUACCGCUUAAGGGCUGUUUAUAUUAAUAAAUUUAGAACAAAAACCGAUGGGGCAGAAGGGUUCAAGCUUAUUGAUAGCUUCAUAUGAGGAGGAUAUUAGCAUUUUUUUUGCUUACAAUUGAUAAGACAGUGUUAUAUAGUCUGUUUUAUUCCAGUGCCAAGGUUUCAGGCAUCCAAGCGAUAAUCUUAUCUGAAAGACAGAAUGCACAGAAAUGUCUUUAUUCAAUAAUAUCUUACUACCCCUGAGAAAAAUAUAAUCCUCUGGAAUUUGAGUAUUAGUGAGUUGGAGGUGCAUUGGCGAUUAAUGUAAAAUGGGAUUAGGAAACGUAUUUUUUUGGUAUUCACUGAAUAUAAUUUGAUUAUACUAGGAUUACAAAACAUUUAUGAUAAUAAAGCCCUACAGCAUCUAGAGACAGAUGUUCCUAAUCUUACCUCAUUAAAACUGAACACUACCUUUCACUCUGUCUGAUUCUCAUGUACCUUUUUCUUCAAUAACAAAUGCUUCACUGUGCGCAAACAGCCCACACAGCUGUUAAGGGAAUGACUUCUGUUAAGGAGCAUGAACAUUGUUAUAAUCUCUACUUUUUAAUCAAAACUGCUUUAUUAUUCAUAUGAUUCAUUCAGUCUCCAUUUUCUGUUUAUGAUCAUUUGUGCCGUCUUUGUUGUUUUCAUUUCCUUCUCUUUUUGAAAUUCGGUCACAUUGUGCUUUGGCCUAAUACAAUAUUUACAUUUUACAGUUUAUCAUUACAUUUACACUAUUUUUGCAUUCAUGUUUUAUAUAUUUCCCAACUAUUGGCCUACCAUUAACUUGUAAUAUGAAGUCAAAUGUUUAUUAUUUGCAAGGUUUGUGCAGGAUUUUCAAGAGUUUCCUUUUACUAAAGCAAGAAAAGAAUGGGGCUGAGAUAUUGUACAAUGAAAUCAAAUCAAAUAAAAUCAGAAGAAACAU